Trichoderma atroviride IMI 206040 is the source of this 2484-nucleotide messenger RNA. RefSeq lists its product as uncharacterized. The record is from RefSeq and is a predicted model, not a curated record. Lineage: Eukaryota; Fungi; Ascomycota; Sordariomycetes; Hypocreales; Hypocreaceae.
CCCUGUUGUAAAUCCCUCUGUCUUGUACUGCACCUCCUCCAGUUCUCUUCUCCCUCCCCUGAAGCUGCUAAACCCCCCCACCCUUCAGGCCAUUAAAGCGCAAGUCAAGGUCGUCGGUGUGUGAGGCGCGUCUUGCGGUACCUCCCUUAGCCAGCCCGCGCACGGACCACCAGGUACUGGCGACUCUGCCGAGUACCGCUGCCUGCUGGAACGCAAAUGGCGCGCGCGGGUCACUCGCCCGCUGCAGAUGCGUGUGGCGCUACCUGCGGGCUGCCAACCCCGCUACCUCGCGCCCAAGUCGCUCUGCAGCAAACAGCCGUGUCGCAGUCACAUUCCAGCGACGGAGCCCUGCGCCGUCUGACUUGUACCGCCCUGUGCUGUGGCGCCCCUCCCUGCUACGCUCCCUCCGUCGCCUCCCAGCUCUCGCUUCACGUUCCAUUCUCGCGGCGUGUUUUCUUCACUGUUUAUUAGUACAGCCUCUGUCCCACUUGGGCCUGGUUUUCUCUUCUUUCCGCGCUUCAUUCCCUCCCCUCCUCCUCAUUCAUCCUUUUUUCUCCCAUUGUUUAUUCCAGGCUUCUCUCGCUCUCUCAAGACGCCACAACAACACACGCCAAACACGUUCGUUUUCAGUCUGGUGUAAAAACAAGGGGAAAACAGAGGACGUUUCGCUAAACACUGGAUUUUUUGAAGCGAAUACAUACCACAAGCAGAAAAAAAAAAAGAAGAAAAAAAGAAAAGAAUUAAUCUGCAAAAGCCGUUUCUCGCCUCAUUUCCAACUAAUUGAUACUCAUCUCUAUUUUACUGUGAAUCAUCAUCUGCUGCCAUCAAUCAUCUGUUUUUGCUCUCCACCGAUUCAAAGUGCUCUUCACUGGGUCAACUUGUCGCAUCAUCGCAUCCCGCACCAAAUCGAAUUCGCAUCGCAAAAUCGCAAAGUUGAAUCGCUAUUUUUAAUUCGCCCAUCAUGGCCGCCGUCACUCGCCAGCCCUUUGCUCCCCUGGACGGAGCCCGUCUUCAAUCAUUAACCAGUCUCAAAAAUAGACAAAAUGCCGCUCCCGUCUCUCCAAAGCGCAAAGCUGAGCUGCUGGAGAUUGACAACUGCGAGAAUGUCGAUCCGCUGCUCUUCUCCAAGCGCUCCAAGGGCGUCAGCUCCAAGGACGCCCUCAAGCCCUCCAACUUCUUUCUCACUCCCAAGGCCAGCACGCCUGCGCGGUCUGCCGCUCCAGUCAAGGCCGCUUCAACGCCUCGACGCAUCCUCAGUGCAAAGUCAUGCAUGAGCAAGCUCGGCUCUGAAAAUGCCACGCCCAAGUCCUGCCCUCCUCCAGCCGGGCGCUCACCAACCCAUGGAAAGCGAUCAAAAAUGCUGUCGAGCCGGCGACGCACUACUCGUCUGGACCCUCCCUCCUUCAUGGGGGCUUCUUCUGCCCCCUUCUCUCUCGAUGCUGCCUUGAAGGGCACCAUUGCCGGGUACACGCCCAAGCCUUCAGCCAGGAAACCCAUGUCUAGCCUGCUUGAGCCUGAGAGCAAGUCCAGCUGGUUCUUUGACAUUCAUGAGGACACCCCUGAGCAGGAGAUGACCAACCUCCUCCAGCACAGCACCUGCACACUCGACAUCUCGUCUGAUGAGGAGACGGAGCAGCGCGCAAAGCGGGAUGGUGCCGAGGGCCGUGACAAGGAGAACAUUCCCCCUCCAGAUGACGUCUCUCAGACCUCGGCCCAGCCGGCCAGCCAGCCCAAGGGCGAGGAGAUGGUUAUUGAAAAGGAGCGGGUUGCACUGGGAGAGAUGAACGCUGCAGACUUUUACGCCGACGGCUGCGAUGAGUCAUCGGUGAUUCUGAUCCACGAGGAUGACGAGGAGCCGGAAGCUCCUCUCGCCAGCAUCUCAAACAUUCAUGAAGAAGAGGAAGAGACAGAGGUAGAGGAGGACGAGGAGGAAGAGCUCGAGAUCCACGAGGACAUUGAUGCCCUCAUCUCAAGAUCCGACGACUCAUCAUCCAAGGCGGCUGUGCUGCAACCCAUUGAAGGCACAGGCGAGAGCUUUGAGCUAUGGGAAAGCGACAGCGCCAAGGAUGCUGGGAGCCCGUGUGGGAGCCCGUGAGGAGCCGUGUUUGCAAUGGACGUUGCAUCUUCAACGAGGGAAUGAGUGUACGCUUUCUUACGCUGGAUGAAGAGCGAGCAAGCAUUGAGCCUUUUGUUUGAGUCUUUUUUUUCUCAUCUUUCUCUUUUUAUAUUUCUCUGACACUGUUUGGCCUGUUUUUUUUUUAUUAGUUCUUCCUCUCUUUUGUUUAAACCUGCUUCAAAAAGGCCGUGACUUUGGCGCAUCAGUUUUUUGCCCUCUAUUUUCUCUUUCAGGGCUGGGCGGCGUUAUCUGGUUUUUGUGCGGAAUUUGGUGAUACCAGGAGUUGUUGCUUGAUUUGAUGCGCCGGUCCGUGGCCGUUCUUGUUAGAGUCUUUGCAGAGUAGCAAGUAUCGUACACGAUUAAUCGUA